AUGGUUCCUGAACAGAAGGUCUCUGAUGGAGACGCUUGUGGCAGCAGUUCAGUGCAGGAGCAGAAGGAGGAUCUGCGCAGGCGUCUCGGCUGCACCACACGCAAGCUGCAGCUGCUGGAGAGCGAGUUUAAGUCGACUCGUCAGUAUCUGGAGACGGAGCUUCGACGAGCGCAAGAGGAACUGGAAAAAUUCACUGAGAAACUGCGCAGGAUUCAGAGCAGCUACGCGGCACUACAGAGAAUAAACCAGGACAUGGAGGAGAAAAUCCACAGAACGACUCAGCGUUACGAAGAGGAGAAGAGAUCUCUGAGUCGAGAGAUCGUCACGCUCAAUAAACACCUGGUGGACGCCAAGAUCACCAUCCAGAAGCUGCGAGCGGAUAACGAUCUGUACAGGAAAGACUGUAAUCUGGCAGCUCAGCUGCUCCAGUGCGGAAAAUCUCCUUACAGAUCGCACAGACUGUCUGAGCUUCCCGCUGAUCUUCAGGAGCGAGUGAGUUCCCACAUGGAGAAGCAGGGUCACAGGCAGAGCGUAGCGCUGCAUCACUCCUGCUCAGACGCCGUUCCCACUGCUGUUAUCGGCAGGGUCCUGGAGAAACCGGAGCCCGGGAGAAGCUGUCCGGUCACACGCUCGCCGAGUCCUCAAGCUCAAGAAUUCCCAUCUGGCACAGACAAAGUUCAGAGGCGUGCGGCAUAUAAGUUGUCAGAUCUAUACUGCAGCGACACUGCUCUAUACUGUCCCACUGAUGAGCGGCGGCACGACCGCUGGCCGGAGCGACGGCAGAGUGCAGACCAGAGCGGACAGAUCCGAGGACACACUGACAGCAACCCGGAAGACGAGAGUUUGCCUCAGACUUUCUCUCUGCAUGAAGACCCUUUCGGAUCUCUUCCGGCCUGUUAUUCCAGCUUCAGUAUGGCGUCGGAUGAGAAGGCUCAAGUGUCAUCAUCCCAGCAGGCUCUGUUCACUGACUGGCGUGAUGGAGACUAUGAGCACAAGAACCCAUCCUCAUAUGGAAAGGAACAUCUGGGAUUUUCCAAGUCGAGCAGCUUCCAGCACGCCGCUCAGAAUGGCGGUUCUCUGGCACACGGCUACAGCGUAUCUGGAGCUCACGGGGACAGACAUGUCCACGACCCUGAGGAUCCGACGGGCGGCUGGAGGCAGAUGAGCGUGGAGGACAUGAACACCUUCUUCUGUAGCCCUGGACGUGCUUCGCCCUUCAGUUUCUCAGAGCGGCACUUUGCGGUCAGUCCAGCCAAGAUCAAACUGGGUCCCCUUUACAGCAGCUUCCAGGAGGGAGACCAUGUCUUCCACACGCGUGCACCGGAUCUGCGGUUCCCUGCGUCAGCGGGAUCAAGUCCCGCGCUGAACCCAAAGAUUAGCCUGAAUGCAUUGAAAAGGGGCUUGAUGUUCCGCUCAAAGGAUGCUGGUCAGGACUCAACGAGCAGCUUCUUCCAGGACAAGCAGAACACGGAUGAAGACGCUUUACGGAGAGAUUACGUAGAUGAAAGUCCCAGUAGUUCUGUCGAGUCACUAAAGAGUCUGGACAUCCAGCACUACAAGAAGGAUCUUCAGAAAAAGACGCCACAGCAUCAAAAGUUUGGAAACGCGGGACUCAGUCGCAAAGACAGUCUUACCAAAGCACAGCUUUAUGGAACGCUGCUUAACUAACCAUCAGUGUUCAACGUACUGCGGUUCACUGCAAAAACUGAUGUUCUUCCUCAGUGUUUCUGUCUUGUUUUCCAGCACAAAUAUCUAAACAUUCUUAAAUCAAGACACAUUUACUGGAGAAGAAAAAUGACUGAAGAUAUUAAGCCUUGUUUUCUGAAAAAUGCAUCAAAAUAAAGUGAGUUUGUGCUUAAAACAAGAAUAUCUGCUAAUGGGGUCAGAAAAAUAAUCUUAAUUCAAAGGGAAAACAAAUCGAUUUUCAGACUCCAUUGGCAGAUAUUUGUCCUUGAUUUAAGCACAAACUCACUAUAUUUAGAUGCAUUUUUCAGAAAACAAGACUGAGGAACAUUUUUUGAAAAGCAGCAGCACUCAAAAACCCAUACAGUAAACUAAUGUCAACAUGUUUGCAAACCAUUUUUCUGUUGCAGUUUUAUAUGGUGGGACUUGAUUUUAUCAUGGUGAGUUUUAUUGGAUGAAGAAAAAUGACCCAUGGUUGUAUAAGGGGCUUAAUGUUACACCUGAAGCGUGCCAUUUCUGCGUUUUAAACACUCAAACUCUCCCUUUGGACCCUCAUCUGCUAUUGGUCAGUCAGACAGAUAGCCCCGCCCCAGCCUCACAUGAUUGGUCGAGUCAGAAGUUGACAUGUCAGGCCACUCAAUG
Messenger RNA from Ctenopharyngodon idella (grass carp), 2325 nucleotides. Its product is annotated as brain-enriched guanylate kinase-associated protein-like. Bases 1 to 1668 code for a protein of 555 amino acids. The record is from RefSeq and is a predicted model, not a curated record. Lineage: Eukaryota; Metazoa; Chordata; Actinopteri; Cypriniformes; Xenocyprididae. The transcript has 7 exons. Gene Ontology annotation, cellular component: synapse.